Oncorhynchus mykiss (rainbow trout) is the source of this 2717-nucleotide messenger RNA. Lineage: Eukaryota; Metazoa; Chordata; Actinopteri; Salmoniformes; Salmonidae. The record is from RefSeq and is a predicted model, not a curated record.
UGUGUGUGUGUGUGUGUGUGAUGGCUACCACAUUUACUAAACUAGCCGUAGCUUGAUUACGUCUCCUCGUUCGCUAACUAGCUUGUGGCCAUCUACCACACAUUAAUAUGAUGUUGGCUACUUGCUGCAUUUAGCUGUCAAGCUAGAACGCAACAACUAGGUACAGUUAGCUGUCAAGCUAGAACGCAACAACUAGGUACAGUUCGCUGUCAAGCUAGAUGCGCACAUUUGCCUUGGCCUGAGUCAUGUCACAGAGGCAUGCAUUUAGAGUACUGAUAGCCUCAACUUGCAUUACCAAUCAUCUCAGAGCAUGCGUUCUCCUUUGGCAUGAUAGUCAAUUGAAGCAAUGCAUUUGUCAAAAGUAAGAAACGAAUUAAAAGUUUGGCGUAAGGUAGAACAUGAAGUAAAUUUUAGGGGCAAUGUUCAGUACUUGAUAAAGAAGUCAUAAGUGUAUGCUGGAAUGAGUUGGAUAGUCUUUUGUUAUAGAGAUGGUCAAAUGUAACAAUUGACGUGUUGCAUUUUAUGAGGUGUUUGUUUGUAGUGUGUACCCUUUUGCUUUUUAGUGAUUUGCAUGUCUUUCUCAAACCUACCCUUUUUAGAUGGUGCUUUGCUCUGUUUUAGAUUGAAUUGAUCCUGUGCUUGGUGUUGGGUUGUUAAACUGUUUAAGGAUGCAGGGCCUUUUACAAAUGCUGUCUAUGAGCUUGAUGAGUUGGCUGAUGACCGCAUGGCCCUGGUCUCUGGGAUACGUUUGGACCCAGAAGCUGCCAUCGGAGUCACCAAGAGACUGCCGCCCAAGUGGGUAGAUGGGGUCGAUGAGAUUCAGUAUGAAAUCACACGGGUCCGGCAGAAAAUGAAGGAGCUGGCCGCCCUCCAUGAUAAGCACACAAACCGUCCCACCCUGGAUGACAGCAGUGAAGAAGAGCAUGCCAUAGAGAUCACUACUCAGGAGAUCACACAGAUGUUUCACCGGUGUCAGCGUGCGGUGAGAGGUCUGCAGUCUCGCUGUGGCCACUGCACAGAGCAGGAGGAGAGGCUUCUGAGAAACGUGGUGUCCUCGUUGGCAGGGAGCCUGCAGGAGCUGUCCACCAACUUCAGACACACACAGUCCAGUUACCUGAAACGCAUGAAGAAUCGCGAGGAGAGAUCAAAGCACUUUUUUGACUCCGGUCCUCUAAUGGAGGAGGAUGAAGACAUAGCACUAUAUGACAGGGGGUUUACAGGUGACCAGCUGGUCCUGGUAGAGCAGAACACAGUGAUGGUGGAGGAACGUGAGAGAGAGGUCAGACAGAUUGUCCAGUCCAUCUCUGACCUGAAUGAGAUUUUCCGAGACCUGGCUGGAUUGGUGGUGGAACAGGGCACAGUACUUGACAGAAUUGACUUCAAUGUGGAGCAAUCGUGUGUCAAAACAGAAGAGGGGUUGAAACAGUUACAAAAGGCUGAACAGUAUCAGAAGAAAAACCGAAAGAUGCUGGUCAUUUUAAUCCUUACUGUUAUAGUUGUCGUUCUAAUACUUAUUCUAUUUGGGACCAAGUUCUAGUGAUGCAUUCCUUUGCUUUUGGUAUGUUGUGUGUGCUUGUAUGAGGGUCUUAUCUGUACUUCAAAUGAUGUUGAUUACCUGUCCAACUUUUCAAUCAACAUCUGAAGAAUCAUUCUUCAUCAAUCAUUGUAUGACUCAUGAAGAUGUUGAAUGCAUGAUUCCUAAGAGAAGACAGCCAGGGAGAGUUCCUAUUUAACUUUGGAACAUGCCUGCACACACCCACUGUCUGCUCCAAUACCCUCUUGAACAUGACCAUAUCCAUGUGUCAUGGUACUGCUACAAAGAAACACAGAAAAAACAUAUUCAAUUCCCUUGUGGUCGACUACUGAUUAAUUGUCAUGGCCAUAUAAUUUGCUUGGUUUUGGAGAAAGUAAGUGGUUUUCUUGUGAGAAUUAGCAUCAUCUGUCCAGUUUUAGUGUAAGCUAUAGUUGUAAGCUCUGCUCUUCCAUGUAUGUUAUUCCAAGAGAAGAAUUCCUACAAUUAAGCUACUGCACAGAUGAAUACUGAAUGUCUAUGAACGAGGAACAUUUUGUCUCGUGGUAUUGCUUUUACGGACCCUGGUCAUUGCAUACACUUCAUUUGUUGAGCAUUUGUUUCGUUUUCUGCUUUUUCAUGUUUCUUUUUUUCAACGAGGGAGAAAUUACAAUGGUUUUUGUGACUCAGUGGCUGAAACUGAUUGAAUACCAAUAGUUCCGUUCGGAUUUAGACCAUCCUAAAUGAAUGUCUCUGUACCAACAGCAGUGUCGUUCAUGAUGGUGCACAUUUAGAUCACAUGACUGCUUUCUCUUGUUUUACGACCCUUUCUAUUGUUCGGUAUCACUGAUACAUCAGUUGAGUUUAUUUGGUCUUUUAUACCUCUCACAGUUUGCACAUCGAAAGACUGAUGAUUGGUUUCAUGUCUGUCAAACUACUGUCUGCUGUAUAUUAUGAAAUUAUUUAUUUUUUAAUUUAAAUUCUAUAAAAGGUCAAAGGAUUUUGUCUAAUAUGGCAAAGAUGUAUUGAAUAGCCUAAAUUGUGUCUGUGGUGGCCUGUGUUGGAAUGAACGAUGUGUUGCAAGCUUUUGCACUCAGAAAUUACUUUGCCGAUUCCUCUACAAAAUCAACACUACAGUUUCUUAUGAAGAAUGGUCCUGUUUUUUGGAAAGAUAUGUGACCCAUUUCAUGUUAAAUUCUGAAUAGAU